AUGGCGGCGGCGCCAUCGGCAGAUGUCAGGAUGUCCGUGAGCGCUCUGCUGCUGCUGCUGCUGGCCCUCACAGCAUGCUCUGGGGAUGACGGCUGGUACAUGAAGGUGCAGCCGGAGGUUCGAGGGAUGGAGGGCUACCCAGUGGUGCUGCCCUGUACCUUCAGCCACCCACAGCACUCCCAGCAUGCAUCUCUGCAGGUGCUUUGGCGUCUGGGACACGGCCGAGACGCCACCGUGCUGUACCGCUGCACCAGCCGGCCCGGGGCCCCCGGCUGCGAGCCGGAGCCCGGGCAGGACCCCCGGUACCGACUGGAGGGAGACCCGCGGGAGCACGACCUGUCGCUGCGCAUCAACAGCGUCUCCCUGCAGGACAGCGGCCGCUACUACUGCCGGGCCGAGGUGCAUGGCCGGGAGGGCGUCGGCUUCGAGGACAAGAUGGGCACCAGGCUGAGGGUGGAAGCUGCUCCUAAGAUCCUGUCCCUGUCGGUGGAUGGUAACGAAGCAUUGGGGUAUCGAGCCGUGUGUCUGGUGCAGGGCUCUCCGCUGCCGGACGUGCAGUGGCUGGGAUCUGACGAGCUGGUGGAGGCGUCCCUGGUGGGGCCCCUGGCUCAGGGUUCGGGGUCCCGGUACCAGACGGCGAGCGAGCUGAGGGACGUGGAGCCGGGUCAGCAGUACUCCUGCAGCGCCUCCAACCCGCUGGGUAAGGAGCAGGCCGCCCUCUACGUGCUGCCCCCCCGGCCCCCGCCGGCCCCCGGCCCCGGGGCCUCCCCUGCGCUGCUGCUCUUCCUGGUCUGCCUGUCUGUGGGGGCCAAAGUGCUCCUGCUGCUGGGGGUCGGGGUGUGGCUGGUCAGCGGAGGAGCUCUGCAGCGACCGAGCUGCUCCUGGAAGUAACAAACAUCAAUCCUCUGGAUUAUUUCCAAUAAGAUUUUGGAUUUAUG
Salarias fasciatus (jewelled blenny) is the source of this 938-nucleotide messenger RNA. Its product is annotated as V-set and Ig domain-containing protein. Gene Ontology annotation, cellular component: plasma membrane. The transcript is spliced from 3 exons. NCBI's taxonomy places the organism in Eukaryota, Metazoa, Chordata, Actinopteri, Blenniiformes, Blenniidae. The record is from RefSeq and is a predicted model, not a curated record. Bases 1 to 891 code for a protein of 296 amino acids. Gene Ontology annotation, biological process: regulation of bone resorption; regulation of actin cytoskeleton organization; regulation of osteoclast development.